Drosophila biarmipes is the source of this 4294-nucleotide messenger RNA. Its product is annotated as WD repeat-containing protein 44. The transcript has 10 exons. Lineage: Eukaryota; Metazoa; Arthropoda; Insecta; Diptera; Drosophilidae. The record is from RefSeq and is a predicted model, not a curated record. Gene Ontology annotation, molecular function: protein binding. Bases 384 to 3695 code for a protein of 1103 amino acids.
UGCCAUCGAAAACAAUUGCAUCUUUGACACCACUAGUAUUUACGCAUAUCAAGCGUAAAAACUCAAUUAACAAUUGAUUAAGCCCCAAAUUAACAGUGAGACUAUGUUUAUUCACACGCGGACGAUGGCAAAAUGCUAAGUGCAGUGCCUUCAGCGCCAGGGCGGCAGCCAGUGACGUCACACCAGUAGAUAGCAACAGCAGCAGCAGCAACAACAACAAAAGGCAGUGGGGCGCCGCAGCAACAAAAGGGAAUCAAUAACAAAAAAAAAACAAAAGCGUAAUUUCGUGGACAAUUUGCAUACGAAUUGGGUGGUUAGGUAAGAGCGAUAGGAUAGCCAUCACGAAUCGCACAAACCACAGGCCAGAAAUCGGAAGUCACGAGAUGAGUAAGCUGGAAACGGAUUCGGACAGUUCAGAGGAGUUCUUCGACGCCGAGGACACUACGCCCAAUCGCCAUUCGACUUUGUGUCGAAAACUGCCGCCCGAGGUGGCCCAGGAGUUCAUCUUUCCCGAUCCCGCCGUGCGUGUGACUGCGGCCGCCUCCUCCGACAGCGAUGCUACGCCCAUUGGCGCUGGAACGCCCGCCACCCGGAGUCCCACCAACAGCCUGGGUGCCCGGCUGAAGCAGCAGGAUGCGGGGGUCUUCGUCGAGCCCAAACCCGUGCUCGGAUCUUUGGGUAGACAGCGAUUUCACGAACUACGUCAGUGCAUGCAAAACGAUGAGGAUGAUAAUCCAGGAAAUACACUCACACCUGAUUCUCAGAACAGCUCAACGGAUGGCAUUUUCACCAACCGUUCGACGCAUCCGUUUAAGGUCAUUGAGACCGAUGCGAUGAGCAUACAGAGCAUGACAUCACUGGGUCGCGUGGGCAGAAUCUUGGCGGGCAGCAUUGAUCCAUCGGCUAUCAGCAUAGAUCGCGAGUCGCUGGCCUCGCUAAAUGCGCAACAGCAGAAGCAGCAGGCGCAGCAGUCACAGCAGACGUUGCCCGCAUCCUCCACCAACUCCACCACUCCGCCGAGCACUGGAAACACCUCCUCUGGGAUGAGCACGCCCAGGGUUUCGCCCAAGCAUCAGGCAAGUGGUCAGGAGGCAGCGGCCCCCACGACAGGGAUUCCUCCUAGCGCAGCCUCCUCCCUGCAAUCCUCAACUACUGGCGCCAUAAUGCUGCAGGAACCGGAUGUGAUAGCGAGCACAAAGCUUGCCCAGUCGAAAACCACAGAUUCCAUCACCUCGUCUGGACCUGUGGCGCCGCCGCGAAGAAAGAAGAAGUCUCGGAAUUGCUCCAUCAGUUCCUCGGAUCAGUACAGUUUGCCGCCGGCGGACAACGAAGACACCGAUAGUGAUACCCGAUCUGUGAAGAGUGUGCAGGGUCUUCAGCAAAAGUUGCGGGAGUUUGAGAGCUCCCUCAAUGAUGCAACCACUUCAGCCUCCAAUAAUACACUGACCUGCUCUUCCACCAACACAAUCGUCUCGGCUUCGGCCUCGACCACGGCGGCAUCCUCGUCCAUGCCUUCGACAAGUGCAAUUCACAUGCGUCCCAUGGCCGCGGUCAUGAUUGCUGGUCCCAAACCCACGCAAUCUCUGGGCAGCAGUUCGACAUCGGUUCACUCAAAACCAAGUCCAUCGAACUCGGCAAAAAGCAACUCGGCUCCAGGAAGGGUUAGUUCCAUCGAUCCCAAUCAGGGUUUGAACCUGUUCAAGGCCAUUCAGGGAGGUUAUGUGGUCAAGCCACGCGAUGAGGCUAGCAACAAGGCACAGGGUCCGUCCCAAGAUGAAAUCGAGCGCAUCGAGAAAAUGCUCAUGGAGAGUGCGAACAGGCCAAAACUGGCGGGAACUGGAUCCAACAGCUUGGGCAGCUCCACACGAUAUCCCGGAUUCUAUCGUGGCGUCAACGACAAGGAGCGCCGCAAGUCCGCCGGCGACGAGGAUGUGCUCAAGCAGAUGAACAUCUACGUGCGCACGCGAACCAGCUCAGGCAAGCAGCUAACCGACUUUGAGAUCCUUGAACAAGUUCCUGUUAAAAAUUUAGACACGGGCGAGAAUAUGCCGCUCUCCGAAAUGCGUUCACCACCAGUGCCUGAGGGAUGGAAUCCGCUCUCGCUGCACAUCCUAAAGCUGACCUCCCAUCUGGAGGUGAUCCAGAAGGAGUCCGACGAGGAGAGUGUGAUUGGCAUUCCGCCAAGCAUCGAGGGCCAGCAGCCCGACGAGGAGGAGCUGGAGGCGGAGGAUGGCAGUCGGCUGAAAAAGAAGACAGCGCGAAUUAAACGCUUCUUUGGCACCACCAUGCGGAAGACGGUGGACAAGGCCAAGUCGAUUGCAUCCGAGGUGUCGCAUGCGCGGCACAAGGAGGAUGUGGCCGACAUUGUUGAUGCCAUGAAUCCCGAGCAGAACAUCAAAAUCAAGGCCUCGUCGUCCAACAAGGGCCCGUACGAGUUCACCAAACUGCAGCAUGUCCAAGACUUGAGUGGCGAAGACACCAGUGCUGUGUGGUGCAUGAAGUUCAGCUCGUGCGGACGACUGUUGGCCACUGCUGGGCAGGACAAGGUGUUGAGGAUUUGGGUACUUAAGGAUGCCUAUCCGUUUUUCCAGGACAUGCGCAAUAAAUACAACGCUGACCAAAAAUCCUCGCCCACGCCCUCGCAAGAGUCGCUCGUCUCGCAGCAUUCGGCAGAAGAGGCCAUUGCCAUGGCCACCGCCGCGGAGAAGUGUACGGGCCCCUUCAUGCCCAAGCCCUUCUGCACCUACAAUGGACACACCUCCGACCUGCUGGACGUCAGCUGGUCAAAGAAUUACUUCAUACUGUCGAGCAGCAUGGACAAGACUGUGCGGCUCUGGCACAUUUCCAGAAAGGAGUGCCUUUGCUGUUUUCAGCACAUCGAUUUUGUCACCGCUAUUGCGUUCCAUCCACGCGAUGAUCGCUACUUUCUGAGUGGCAGUCUCGAUGGCAAGCUAAGGUUGUGGAAUAUACCGGACAAGAAGGUGGCCCUCUGGAAUGAGGUGGAUGGCCAGGCGAAGCUUAUAACGGCUGCCAACUUCUGCCAAAACGGACAGUUCGCUGUGGUGGGAACAUACGACGGCCGUUGCAUAUUUUAUAACACGGAUCAGCUGAAGUACCACACGCAGAUUCAUGUGCGCUCCACCAGGGGUAAGAAUCGCAUUGGCCGCAAGAUCAGUGGCAUUGAACCGAUGCCCGGGGAGGACAAGAUCCUGGUCACCUCCAACGACAGCCGAGUCCGCCUGUACGAUUUGCGGGACCUCAACUUGUCCUGCAAAUACAAGGGCUACUUGAAUGUGUCCUCGCAAAUCAAGGGGUCGUUCAGCAACGACGGAAAGUAUAUAAUUGCUGGAUCGGAGAAUCAAUGCAUCUAUAUUUGGAAAACCAACCACGACUACUCGAAACUCAGCUCGGUUCGGCGCGAUCGCAGCGACUUCUGGGAAGGCAUUAAGGCCCACAACGCAGCGGUCAAUUGUGCCAUAUUCGCGCCACACCCUGAGGCUAUCAUCAAGCCCGAACCGGAUGAAAUCUCGAAUGAGAAGUUGGCCCACAAUCAGCCGGAUCCUCUGGUCGAGCAGCACAAAAAGGGAUGUGGCUAUGUGUUGGUCAGCGCCGACUUCAAUGGCGCCAUCAAGGUCUUCAUCAACAAAACGAAGCCGAAACACAGCAGCCUGCCCUACACGGCCAUUGCGGAUUAGUCUUUAGCCAGAGGUUGGGAAUAAUAGAGGAGUAAAAGUAAAAUAUUAUUUUAUUUUUGUAUUCGUGACAUUUUGUAUCGUUAGUAACUAGCGCCAUCGCUUAUUUAUAUGCUUAAUCCGUAAUUACUAAUUUCUGUCUGUCCCCCGCACCCACUUUAUUCCCAUUGUAAAAGUUGUUAACAAUUGCUGCUGGCGCGAACUGUUUAAUCUUACGCAAAAUAUGUUAUGUAUUUUUAACGCUGAGUGUGUGAAUAUGUGUAUAGGUAUUUGUUUAACAAAUUGAUUAUUUCGAAAGUCAAUUGUAUAUUGUUAUGCCCUUGUAAGUUACACUUUGACUGUACAGAAGCUUUGUUUUUGAUAUUCUUGAUUAUGAUUAAAUCUGUCCGUGGACACCACUCUGACUUUAACUAGAUUAAAAACGAACUACUGGCCAACCUGCAAGGGUACGAAUGACUCGGAGCGCCGAAUCGAAGAUAAGUUAUUUUAAAAGUCUACAAACCUAACCUAACCAACCUAUUAUAAUUAACUUUUAACAACAUAUAUUUUGUGUAAAGUAAAGUGUGCAAACAGGACAUAAACUGUAACUUAAAUUCCGCUAA